UACAGUUGUAAGUCAGUCAAAUAAAGUGCUACUGCCCAAACCUUUGUUUAAUCCAUUGUUCAAUCCAACAGCUGGUGUACAGAGGCCUCAAUCAAGUGUACACCAAAUGACAAACACGAACAGACCUCCAUUUAAUCCAUUGUUCAAUCCAACAGCUGGUGUACAGAGGCCUCAAUCAAGUGUACACCAAAUGACGAACACGAACAGACCUCCAUUUAAUCCAUUGUUCAAUCCAACAGCUGGUGUACAGAGGCCUCAAUCAAGUGUACACCAAAUGACGAACACGAACAGACCUCCAUUUAAUCCAUUGUUCAAUCCAACAGCUGGUGUACAGAGGCCUCAAUCAAGUGUACACCAAAUGACAAACAUGAAUAGACCUCCAUUUAAUCCACUGCUCAUGGGGGUUCAAAGGCCAUCAAGUACCAUUACUGGACCGCAAACUGCUGGAUAUGGACAUCACACAUCAAAACCAGGUAUUGCACUAAAACAACAAGUACCCAAUGAAGCUACAGUGACGUCAACAACUCAGAAUAUACCUGGUCAAACAACAGCUAACCUAAAGAGACCAGCAGGAAGUCAAUUUCCUAUCAUGACCAAUCCAACCAGACCUGUAGCUGGUCAGGUUCCAACAAUUGACAUUCCAAUCAGGCCUGCAGUCGGUCAAAAUCCAUCAACAGCAAAUCCCAACAGACCUGAUCCUAGUCAAGUUCCAGAUGGAAGUUUUCUGAUUAGACCUGCUAAUGCAUCAGCUUCAGUAAGUUUAAAUAGACCUUCAGUUGCUACAUCAGGACCAAAUACUGUGCCAAAUAGGCCUCAUCAAGUUCCUUCAGUGAACAACGUAAGGCAACCCAACUUGGUUCCAGGACAAGCUAAUAAUGGACAUCAGUUUAUUGUGCCAGUACUUGCAGACCAUAACUCCGUUCCAUCAAACAACAAACCGACCAAUAAAUCUGUUACUGUUAACAGAGAUGAAUUUCAAGAUCCUGCCAUUGUCCAAAAUCAAAAUCCUACAGUUGUUAUUCCUGACGAAGAAUCCACACCUGAAAUGAAGAGGAAAGAAGCAAAACAGAAGUUAAGGCAGGAAAUGACCAACAUGUUUCCAGAUAUUGACCCAACAUAUGUUGACCAGUUGUAUGACAGAUUACAAGAUCAUAACUGGCAGAUGAUUAUCAACAAUGCCUGUAUGUUAAUACUGGAAAAUCCACAAUAUCCUAAAAAAUCUGAAAAUAAGCCUCAACCUCAAGUACCAAAGACAUUACCUAAGACUGAUUAUUACAAAGAAUACAGCAGCCAUGUUACUGGUUCCUACAGAAACCAGUGUGAGAUGCUACUACAGUCAGAAUUCAAAUGGAUCUCUCUUAAAGAUAUAAGAAACAUUAUGAAAUGUUUUAAUGGGCACUAUGCUCCUUCUCAUAAAGUAAUGACAACUAUAAUGAAAAACAGGGCCCAGGAGUUCACUAAGAUAAAAGAAAGUAACCCGUUACUGCACCCUUAUUCUCAAGCCAAGGCAGAAAUUAAAGUGGAUGGAGUUUAUGGUGAAAGAACUAUCAGCAUGCAGUUUCUGAAGUGUGGUAGACCUUUGAGAAGUGAAGUUCCUGUCUGUCCAGAGUUAGUUCAGGAGAAAGAAUUUAUCAGAAUUAAAACAGAGGAAGAAACAAAGGAACAGGACCAUAUAAUGGCAGUCAGUGUUAACGAACAUGAGUAUGAAGAAAGUGGUCAGUUGAUAGAGUGUGGUUGUUGCUAUGGUGAAGUGGCAUUUGAGAUGAUGAUUCAGUGUUACGAGGGGCACCUGUUUUGCCAGGAGUGUCUUGAAAGAUAUGCCAAGGAGUCUGUAUUUGGACACGGGAAGGCAGACUUAUUGUGUAUGACAGAUGGGUGUGAUGCAUCCUACCCCAUGAGUCAAUUACAGAAAGCUCUGUCCAGUAAUAUUUUGUCCAAGUAUGAAGAUAGAGUCCAGGAAGAAAAUAUCAACUUAGCAGAUUUAGCAGAUCUAGUUAGAUGUCCUAGUUGUGAUUUUGCUGCCCUUAUGGACCCUGAAGAUAAAGUAUUUAAAUGUCAUAACCAUACAUGUUUGAAGGAAACAUGUCGUUAUUGUAAAGAGGAUUGGACAGAACAUUUUGGUAAAAGAUGUGAGGAAAUUGAGAAGAAAGAUGAAGUUAAGCUCAGACUGCAGUUUGAAGAGAAGAUGACUGAAGCCAAUAUAAGAACAUGUCAUAAAUGUAAAGCAAAGUUCACUAAAUCAGAUGGCUGCAAUAAAAUGACCUGUCGAUGUGGAUCAAAAAUGUGUUAUAUUUGUAGGAAACCUAACAUUGAUUAUGAUCAUUUCUGUCGGCACUUUAGAGAUCCAAACAAAGGCAAACAUUGUACUGAAUGUACAGCCUGUUCUCUGUGGUCAAAUCCUGAGCAAGAUGAUGAAAGAGCUGUAGCAGAAAUAAGAAAAGAAGCUGAAGAAGUUAGGAAAACUAUGGGAUAUGAUGAGAAAUUGAUUGGUGCUCCAGAUGAACCUCCAAGUAAAAAACCCAGAAUAGUGCCUCCUGGACACCCUCAUGCUCAAGUUGUGUAAUAUUGGAUAAAAAACCCAUAAUAGUUCCUCCUGGACACCCUCGUGCUCAAGUUGUGUAAUAUCGAAUGUUCAAUAGUACAAAAUUCUCAGGACCAGUUAUGCAUAGCACCUUAUCAUUUAUGAUCAAUUCAAUGAUUGAUUGUUAUAAAGGAAAGAGUUGGAUGAGGAAUUGGAGACAAAGAAGAUUGUUGCUGUUUCUUGGAUAAACAUUUUCUAAAGUCAUAAUAUCGGUAAAAAUCUUGUAAAAAUGUUUGACUUGUGUGACAUUUUAUAGUUUUCAAUUUUAUCAAAAGUUGCUUGUGGCAUGCAAAUGUGCAAAUGUCAUAUCAGCUUUUCUUAUAAGGCAAUGUUGAGGUAAGGAUGAGAUAUGAAGUAGUUUUAUUUCCAAAGGUGCUCUAUUUUUUAUUGUUUAUCAUAUUAUGUACAGCUAUGGUUAAAUGUGAUGAUGAAAUAAACAACAGAUCUGGGAUCACUUCAUCAAAAUGAAAUAUAAAAACUGAGAAAGAUAAACAAAAGUUAAUGUUAAAUAUGAUUUCAAUCUGUUUAAUAUCUGAAUGUUUUAUAAUAUCAGAAAUCAACAGUUUGGUGUGAAUUAGUUGGUUUUGUUCUAAAUGAGCAAUAAAAUUUUUAACUUUUGUUAAAAAUACAAGGAUAAAGUACCAACAGGGACUAUUGUAGAUUUGUUUUGAUCACAGGUUACUGUAGUAUAAUACUGUUUGAGAUACUUUAUAUGAGAGAAUCCUGAAGUUUGAUGGUUGGUGAUAAAUCAUUUUCUGGUUGAGAAUCUGCAUGUAUACCAUAUUAUCUGUAGUGGUCAUAUAACUGUAUUUUGUCUGAUUUGAAUUCGGAAUUUACAAGUCAGAGAGCAAAUUGAAUUAAUUUAGUGCUAAACAAAUAUGAACGCUAUUUAGUGCUAAAAGUUUUACACAAAUCACGUUUGUUGUAUUUUAUUUUACGAAAGAGUGUUGAAGGUUUAAAAACAGGUUGUAUGUUAUAAAUUAAUAUAUAUCACACUUUUGAACACAUGUUUCAUUGGAAAUCUUUUUUAGUAAAUUUAUACAACACAUUUUAUCAACAUUGGCAGAAUAUGUUUGAAAUAUUAAUUUCCGUUGUAGGAAACAUUAUCUGUAUUAUUGAUUAUAGACAAUGCAGUAAUCAGUUUAUCAGUUUUUUAAAUGGAUUACAAAUUUUAAAGAAACAUGUUUUGUUGUCACACAUGCUUGUAUAAAUUUAUGUUUGGAUAGAAUUUUUCAUUGUUAGUUUUAGGUUUCUUAAGAAAUUCUGGUUCCUUGUUUUAGAAUUUUACUGAAACAGAAUUUCUUUCUUGAUAAAAAUAUAUGAAUGAUGUAAAAAGAAUCGCAAUAUCGAAAUGAGUUAAACCCAGAUUGGAAUGAAAUUUUGUGUUAUCAUAUACAAUUCACACAAUAUAGAAUGGACAUGUGUAGAGAGAUAAAACUUUUUUUUAUUUGAUAGAAUCAGUAGGUCCUUCCAAUCAUCCUUUUUUACCAAAUUAGAAUGAGUUAACAAUCAUUUAUCAAAAUAACAUAUUACUGAUAGUAGCACCUUGAGUGUUAUAGAUUUUGUAACAGAGGAGACAAGGCAGGAAACAGAAUAUGGAAUUGGUCUAAUUUAAGUUUAUUGAUUAAUAGCGAACUAAAUUUUAAUCUAUGUUGGUAACAUCAAAAGGAGAAGUGGAAACCACUUUUGGUCAUUCUGUUUGUCUGUCCGUCAAAAGAUGCUGAGACACAUGAUUUCGCAAAGUGUUUUUUUUUGUAUCUAUGAACAGAAAUAAUCUCUAUUAGGUUUGCAGCUAGAUUGUUGAGUUUAGCAUGUAAGUUAUUUACAGAUCUGCUACUUCCUGUUAACCAAUAAUUUGAAAUUUUACAACAGUCAUGUUUUAAAUAGAAAAUGUUUGUCAAUCUUUACUUAGCUUCUAUGAAAGCAAAUAAUUACAAAGAAAAUUUCAUAGUUUCAUAAAUCAUCUUCAUCAGCCAUGUUUCAGUAAAUAAACAUGUCACCAAUUAAAUGCAGCAAUACCAGUCCAAACCUGGUAUUGGUCUUGUUUUGUUCACAUUUGAGAAGUUAUUUUUAAGGAACAUGACUAAAUAUAAGAUAAAAAUAAAUUUGACAAAAAACUAUAUUCUAAAAACAAAUUAGUCAAUAACCAGCAAGAAAUUUAAUAUUUUUAAGUAAUAAGGCUUUUUUCCACAGAGAACAGAUAGUUCUGUAAACAUUAUCAAAUGUUUGUGCCAAAUUAGAGAUUAUUUUAGGGAAAUAUCUUGCGUUGAAAAUAAAAAUAAAUAUUAUUUGCAU
This is a messenger RNA of Mytilus californianus (California mussel), 4876 nucleotides long. Its product is annotated as E3 ubiquitin-protein ligase RNF216-like. Bases 107 to 2563 code for a protein of 818 amino acids. Lineage: Eukaryota; Metazoa; Mollusca; Bivalvia; Mytilida; Mytilidae. The record is from RefSeq and is a predicted model, not a curated record. The transcript is spliced from 16 exons.